Molecule: messenger RNA, 978 nt
Organism: Jatropha curcas
Lineage: Eukaryota; Viridiplantae; Streptophyta; Magnoliopsida; Malpighiales; Euphorbiaceae
Gene: RTH
Product: RTE1-homolog
Biological process (GO): regulation of ethylene-activated signaling pathway; response to ethylene
Cellular component (GO): Golgi apparatus; endoplasmic reticulum
Source: RefSeq, a predicted model, not a curated record
CAUCAUCCGGCCCAGAAAACCCAAAACAAGCCCAUUAACUAUCAAAAGAAGUCUGUUGUUGACCUGACCGAACCUUACUGCCUGCUACCCAGUAACUAACCAGAAUAGAUCGCUACUCGUCUCUUCUCAAAGGACAAUCUAGUGCACCGCAAUUUCGGUGAUGGAAGAAAAUGUAGACCCUGAGCACCAGAUGAUGUUUGAAGAAUCACAAAGCAUGCAGAUUGAUCCUAAAAGAGCUCGAUUUCCCUUCUGCAUUGUCUGGACACCCCUACCUGUAAUUUCAUGGCUGAUUCCUUUCAUCGGCCAUGUUGGCAUAUGCAGAGAGGAUGGAGCUAUUCUGGACUUUGCAGGGCCGAAUUUUGUUUGUGUUGACAAUUUUGCAUUUGGUGCCGUAACUCGCUACAUCCAGAUAAACAAAGAAAAGGAGUGUUCCAUUUCUCUCCAUCCAUCCGUCUCCAAAAGUGACAGUGAAUACGAUCUCGAUAUGUCUGGAAGAGAGACAUUGACAUGGGAUGAUGCAUUACGAAAGGGCACACAGGAAUUUCAACAUCACACGUACAGUCUUUUCACUUGCAACUGCCAUUCUUUUGUUGCAAACAACCUAAACAGAUUGGGAUUUCGUUCCGGUGGGUGGAAUGUGGUGAACCUCGCCUUGUUAAUGUUCCUCAAGGGUCAUUGGGUCAGUACAGGAUCCAUGGUGCGAUCUUACUUGCCUUUUAUUAUGGUUUGUGGUGUUGGACUUCUAUUUGGUGGCAUGACCUUUCUAACUUUUUUGGCCUUCUUCACAUUUCUUCUUGUUGGAUGGUUUCUUGUUGGUACCUAUUGUUUCAAGAAUUUGAUCCAGCUGUAGCCUUUUUGUUAGUUGAUUGAUCAUCUUGCUGUAUAAGGAUGUAGUUCGAAAAACUCCUAAAGUUAGUUUCGGUAUAUAACUAUAUAUAAACUUGAUUGAAAUAUGAAAAUACUCUUUUACUUACGGCA